UAAAAUCACAGUAUAAUCCAAUUUAGUCACGUUGAAUGCUCUAAUAUACUCUCUGGCUCUGAGCUUCGAGUGAGACCAUCUAUGAACAUCUACAUCAAUCUCCAAAACGCUCUUGACCACUGCUCUUCUCUUAAUUAUUCUCUGGCUCUCUCUGUUUUGCUUUGUAGACUGACUAAUUAAAUCGGAAGAGUUGGAAAAGUCAGGGAAAACUAUAGAUGGUUGGGAAGAGGGUGGAAAUCAAGGAAGAGUUAGGAAAGGGAGAAAGAAAAACAAUGGAAAGCAGCCUUGCGUCAAGAGCGGAGAUAACGAAGGAGUGAAAAGGAGAAGUGGAUUGCGCGAUGAUGUGAUGUAUUUUCAUGGUUAGGUGCGGUAUUCUGGCUUCAGAUUUGCAAUUGCACUUUUGAAUGAUGUGUGAUAAUUGUUAAACUACAUGUUGUAAAGAUCUUGCAAAUGUAGUACGUUGCGUUAUCGUUGAAGUGACCUGCAGAAAGAGUUAAUUAUCGAAGAUAGUAGCUUAUUAGGCCGUGCAAGAUGUAUUGACUUUUAUUGUGCCUAACGCUUCGUAGAAAAAUGUCAAGAUUUCAUUUAAAAGGCAAGAGAAAAUGAAAUAAUGAGAACCCAAUUCGCGUAACUCCACAGUUUUGUACAUCGGAAGCAAAUUUUAUUGGUGCUCGUUUGUGUGUUGUACUUUUAUAGUAAAGCGGCCAGUUUUCUGUGCACUUUGGAUUAAAACGAAAAGUGAGUCUGGUUAGAAUUGACAAUGUCUGUUUUCAAAAAACCCAAAAAGAAUUUUAGACGAAGAGCGGCUGAGUUUAAUGAUGAUGAAGAUGAAGGAAGUGGUGAAAUUGAAAAGGUUGAAAUUGAUGAAGAGGAGACUCCGGUUCAGAUUCAACCCACUGUUCCUAAAGUGAAAGAAAAAAAUAAGGACAAACGAAAAAGUGUUUUGAGUUUUGAAGAAGACCUCAAUGAAGCAGAUGAUGGAGAAGUUUUCCAAGUUAAAAAGUCAUCGCACAGCAAAAAGAUUAUGAAACUUUUAGACAGGGAAAGAAAGAAAAAAAAAGAAGGAAAAAAGGAAGAUAAAGCUGAAAGUCUUGAGUUUUCAGACAGAAAGAAAGAUGACCCAUCUGAUCUUGUUAUUGUACUUAAAAAUACUGAAAUGCCCCGAAUUCUUAAUGGGAGAGAAGCGGAAGCCGCUGAACCAGAGGGCAUGAGUUCUGAAGAUGAAGAGAAACAACCCAAGUUUUCACAAUCUGAUCAUGUAAAAUUACUUCUAGAAAGUAUGUACCUUUAA
Molecule: messenger RNA, 1291 nt
Organism: Gryllus bimaculatus (two-spotted cricket)
Lineage: Eukaryota; Metazoa; Arthropoda; Insecta; Orthoptera; Gryllidae
Source: the annotation of a GenBank genome assembly